AUGUUCGCCGGUCUUGGGUACGCUGUGAAUCUCGAUUUUUCAUCGAACGAUAUUAAACAAAUUACACAUGAUUCGUUUAAUGGAUUAACGAAAGUUUCUAGACUCGGAUUGUCUUUCAACCAGAUUGAAAAUUUGGAGACUGGUGCUUUUGUUAAAGCGCCAAUAUCCGAACUAUACUUGAAUAAUAACAAAUUGAGGAAAAUUGAAAAUGGAAUUUUCGACUCGUCCACGAUCUUAAGACUAUAUCUGCAAAAUAAUUCGUUAAGCCAGAUAAAUGGAGCAGAAUUUGCUGGUAUGCAUAGACUAAAAGCUUUGGAUUUGCGGAGUAAUGGAAUCACGAAGAUCGAAAAAGGUUUUGCAAGAUACCUUGGCAACGUGACCGAGUUGUUUCUCUCUGAUAAUCCAAUCGAGAGAUUGGAAAAUGGUGCUUUGUUUGGUUUACCAAUGGAGUACUUGUCGAGAAUUUAUUUGAGCAACGUCCAGCUGGAACUCUUGCAGGGUGAAAUCAACUGCAGUAUGAUCAUUUUUACCAUCUUCCUGGUGCCGAUGGUUCUAGCAGCCCCAGCUGAGCUGACUCAAAACCUCUAUCUUCCUAAAAUUGAAAAUGAUAUACUCAAAAGCAUUGAAGUAACCAGCAAUAAACCCAUUGAUACCUUGGAUCUUUCGGGCUUGGGUUUCGCACACGUCGAUGCAAACAUAUUUGAAAAUCUGACUCACGUCAAGAGCAUAAAUCUUGCAAACAACGGUUUGGUCGCACUGCCUCGACCUAUUUUUUCGAAACUGACAAGCUUGGAGUAUCUCUCUCUAGCAGACAAUGAGAUAACCUACUUUGAACCCGGUCAGUUUAUAGGAUUGAGUAAUUUGAAAUUUCUUAAUAUCUUGAACAACCCCAUCGAAAAAAUAUCUCCUGAGCUGUUUUACGGGCUUGGAAAAUCAACGAAUAUAUUAAUUAAGCUUCAAAAUGGAAUUCCGGUAUUAUACAACUUCGUCUUCAGAGAAUUUAAUGGCCCUUCCCACCGAUCGCAGUUCAGGGUUCGUUAUGGAGUCUCUUAUUCAAACUACCACAAUAUUGAAGGGGUGUGCAUUCGCGACGGAAUCGUAGAAAAGUUAGCCGGCCUAUGGAAUUGGGUACCUCAUUGUAGAGUUGUGCAAAAUAUUACUCGAGAUUUUUCCGCGCAACGUUUGGACUUAAGUAAUUUGGGGAUAUCGAAAUUCGCUCCUGGCUGGCAUGCUCUUGAUGGCUCAUUUUUCAAUGAGAUUUGUCUCAAUAAUAACAAAAUCACAUCCCCAUCGUUGGAUUUCAUUAACGACCUCCCAUCAUUUGUUCGAGGAAUCGAUGUAUCCGAAAACAGAAUGACGAGUUUGAAGAAAGGAAUAAUUGUUAACGACCAUCUCAGAAUUUUAGAUAUAGCAAAUAAUGCUAUUAGCGAAAUUGAAAACGGUGCGUUGGAAAACACAAACCUCACGUCCUUGAAUUUACGUAAUAAUCGGUUGACUAAUACAGAAUUUGCAAAAAGUUUGCCAUCAACGUUAAAGACUUUGACACUCAGUGAUAAUUGCAUCAAUGAAUUAUUACCCAAUACAUUUUCCCAGUUGUCUCAUCUCCAUAAGAUAAGUCUAGAUGGCAACAACAUAACCGUUAUUAAAAAAGAAUCGUUGCGUGGGCUCAACUCCGUAAUCGUAUUGAAUCUCACAAGAAAUAAAAUCGAAAGCAUCGAAAGCGGUGCUUUCCGGCAUUUAACAUCUAUCUACGUUUUGAACCUCGCGAAUAAUAAAUUGACUAAUUUAAAUGAAGGGAUGUUCGAUGGUCUUAGAUAUGUCGUGGAUCUCGAUCUUUCAUCGAACAGUAUUAAACAAAUUGCACAUGAUUCGUUCAAAGGAUUAGUAAAAGCUCAUCGACUUGGGUUAUCUUUCAACCAAAUAGAACAUUUGGAAACUGGUAUUUUUGCUAAAGUUCCGAUAACCGAACUAUACUUGAAUAAUAACAAAUUAAGUAAAAUUGGCAAUGGAGUUUUUGACUGGAGCACCAUCGUAAAACUGUAUCUGCAAAAUAAUUUACUAAGUCAGAUAAAUGUAGCUGAAUUUGCUGGUAUGCAUAAACUAAAAGUUUUGGAUUUGCGGAGUAACGUAGGAAUGAAAGUCGAGGAAGGUUUUGCAAGAAAUCUUGGCAACGUGACCGAGUUGCAUCUCCCCGAGAUGCCAAUUAAGAGACGGGAAUACGUUCGUUCUCAAAUCAACUCCAGAAUGAUCAUUUUUGCCAUCUUCCUGGUGCCGAUGGUUCUAGCGGCCCCAACGGAGCUGCCUCAAAACCUCUAUCUUCCUAAAAUUGAAAAUGGUAUACUCAAAAGCAUUGAAGUAACUGGAAAUGAACCCAUUGAUACUUUGGAUCUCUCGGGCUUGGGUUUCGCACACGUUGAUGCCAACAUAUUCGAAAAUUUGACUCACGUCAAGAGAAUAAAUCUUGCAAAUAACGGUUUGGCCUCACUGCCUCGAACAACUUUUUCAAAUCUGACAAGCUUGGAGCAUCUCUCGCUCGCAGAUAAUGAAAUAACCUCCUUGGAACGCGGUCAGUUCGCAGGAUUGGCUAAUUUGAAAUUCCUCAAUAUAUCGAACAACCCUAUGAAAAGAAUAUUUCCUGGGUUAUUAUACGGGCUUGGAAAAUCAACGAAUAUAUCAGUGAAGCUUCCACAUGGAAUUUUUGUAUUAUACAACUUGGCCUUCAGAGAAUUUAACGAUGUUUAUCCUCCUGAGCAGCCCAUUGUAGAUCGUAAGCCCCCUCGUUCAAAUGACCAUAAUGUUAAGGGAGUAUGCAUUCGCGACGGAAUGGUAGAAAAGUUAGUUGGCCUGUGGAAUUGGGAACCUCAUUGUAGAGUUAUGCAAAAUAUUACUGGAGAUUAUUCCGAGCCAUGUUUGAACUUAACUAAUUUGGGGAUCUCGAAAUUUGCUCCUGGCUGGCAUGCUCUUAAUGGCUCUUAUUACAGCGGGAUUCAUUUCAACAACAACAACAUCACUUCGUCAUCUUUGGAUUUUAUGAACGACCUCCCAUCAUUUGUUCGAGGAAUCGAUUUUUCCAAUAACAAAAUCACGAAUUUGAAGAAAGGAGUAAUUUUUAACAACUAUCUCAUAAAUUUAAUCUUACCGAACAAUUCGAUAAGUGAAAUUGAAAACGGAGCGUUGGAAAACACAAAGCUCAUAAACUUGGAGUUGGAUAAUAAUCGAGUGAAUAAUACACUGUUCGCUAAGACUCUGCCGCCAACGCUCGAGAGUUUAAUACUGAGUGACAACUGUAUCAAUGAGUUAUUACCGAAUUCUUUUUCCCGGUUGUCUCAACUGAUUAAUAUCGAUCUUGACGGUAACAACAUAUCCGUUAUUAGAAAUGAAUCAUUGCGUGGGCUAAAUUCCGUAAAAUUUUUGGAUCUCUCAAGAAAUAAAAUCGAAGCAAUCGAAAGAGGCGCUUUCCGGUAUUUAGCAUCCAUGCACACUUUGAGCCUCGCAAAUAAUAAAUUGACUAAUUUGAAUGAAGGGAUGUUCGAUGGUCUUGAAUAUGUCGUGAAUCUCGAUCUUUCAUCGAACAAUAUUAAACAAAUUACACACGAUUCGUUCAAUGGAUUAGUGAAAGUCUAUCGACUUGCGUUGGCUUUCAACCAGAUUGAAAAUUUGGAGUCUAGUAUUUCUACUAACACGCUGAUAUCCGAAUUAUUCUUGAAUAAUAACAAACUGAGGAAAAUUGCGAAUGGAGUUUUCGACUUGACCACCCUCUCAAAAUUGCAUGUACCCUAUAAUUUGUUAAGCCAGAUAAAUGGAGCAGAGUUUGCUGGUAUGCAUAAACUAGAGGUUUUGGAUUUGCGGAGUAAUGGAAUCACGAAGAUCGAGAAAGGUUUUGCAAGAUACCUUGGCAACGUGACCGAGUUGUUUCUCUCUGAUAAUCCAAUCGAGAGAUUGGAAAAUGGUGCUUUGUUUGGUUUACCAAAGGAGUACUUUUCGAAAAUUUAUUUGAGUAACGUCCAGCUGGAACUCUUGCAGGGUGGUGUGUUUGAAGAUGCGUAA
Molecule: messenger RNA, 4047 nt
Organism: Venturia canescens
Lineage: Eukaryota; Metazoa; Arthropoda; Insecta; Hymenoptera; Ichneumonidae
Product: protein artichoke-like
Exons: 3
Coding region: 1-4047 (1348 amino acids)
Molecular function (GO): protein binding
Source: RefSeq, a predicted model, not a curated record